CAGAUUACAAAAUUCAAGUGUUAAAAAGAGUAUUUUGUUUGGCUAAGAAAAACGAAUAGUGGGUCUCAUUGAUUCUCCGAAAAGAGAAAAAGGUAGGGGAAAAAAAAAUUGUGUUAUUUUCGUCUUGGUUUUUGAAGGAAGUUGGAAAGAAGAAGAAGAAGAGGAAGAAGAUUGAAUGGCUCAGACUGUUGGAAGAAACGUAGCAGCUCCAUUGCUGUUUCUAAACUUGAUUAUGUAUCUCAUUGUUGUGGGUUUUGCUAGUUGGUGUGUCAAUAGGUACAUCAAUGGCCAGACCAACCACCCUAGUUUUGGAGGAAAUGGAGCAACAAGCUUCUUCCUUACCUUCUCUAUGUUGGCUGGUGUGGUGGGAGUGGUAUCAAAGUUAGCUGGUGGAAGCCAUAUCAGAGCUUGGAGGAAUGACAGUUUAGCUGCAGCAGGUUCUUCUUCACUGAUAGCUUGGGCUCUAACUGCUUUAGCCUUUGGGUUUGCAUGCAAGGAAAUCAACAUAGGAGGACACAGAGGGUGGAGAUUGAGGGUGUUAGAAGCUUUCAUAAUAAUCUUAACAUUUACACAGCUUUUGUACCUUGUGUUGAUUCAUGCUGGUCUUUUCAGCAGCAAGUAUGGUCCAGGUUACCGUGACACGGAUUAUGGAAUGGGCGCAGCUGGUGUCGACCCUGCUCAUCAUAAAGGUGGUGCGGCAGUGGUUGGGUCCAGGGUUUGAUGGGCAUCAUAUAAGGGAGUUGUUUGGCUGCUGGGAAAAUCUUUAAUUCAUCGUUUAAUGUGAAAGUUUUACCCAUUUGUUGUUCCUUUGUUUUAUUAUUAUUUUUUUUCGUACUUUUUGUUGUAUGUUUUUAAUUUUGUGGUUUCUGUAAGAAGAUUUGACAGUCUUUGUUAUGCAUGUUUGCUGUGUGGAAAUUUUAAGUAGUUUCCAGCAUCAUGUACCGUAUAAUCCGUAAUGACUUUUGGUUUUUCUUUAAUGGUAACAUUUUCUUCUA
Ziziphus jujuba (common jujube) is the source of this 995-nucleotide messenger RNA. Its product is annotated as membrane protein PM19L. NCBI's taxonomy places the organism in Eukaryota, Viridiplantae, Streptophyta, Magnoliopsida, Rosales, Rhamnaceae. The record is from RefSeq and is a predicted model, not a curated record. Bases 176 to 721 code for a protein of 181 amino acids. The transcript has 3 exons.